AUAUACACAACAUAAAAUUUGUCCAAACUAUUUUCAAGUGUUCAGUUCAGUGGUAUUAAACAUUCUUAUGCAACCAUCUCCACCAUCCAUCUCCAGAACUUUUUCAUUUUCCCAAACUGGAACUGCACUCAUUAAACAAUAACUCCCUGAUCCCCUCUCAUCUAAGUGGAACCAUACAGUAUUUGCCUUUUUGUGACUGGUUUUUUUUUUUUUUUUGAGACGGAGUCUCACUCUGUUGCCCAGGCUGGAGUGCAGUGGUGCAAUCUCGGCUCACCGCAACCUCCAUCUCCCGGAUUCAAGCAAUUCUCCUGCCUCAGCCUCCUGAAUAGCCAGGAUUACAGGUGCCCGCCACCACGCCCAGCUAAUUUUUGUAUUUUUAGUAGAGACGAGGUUUCACCGUGUUGGCCAGGCUGGUCUCGAACUCCUGACCUCAGGUGAUCCACCCGCCUCGGCCUCCCAAAGUGCUGGGAUUACAGGUGUGAGCCACUGCGCCCAGCCUUGUGACUGGUUUAUGUUACUGGGUGUAAUGUCUUCAAGGGUCAUCCAUGCUGCAUCAUGUAUCCGAAUUUCAUUCCUUUAAGGUUGAAUGGUAUUGCAUGGCAUGUAGACAGCACAUUUCGUCUGUCUCAUCGGUGGGUGAACUGAUGUGAACCAUUGUGAAUAAUGGGGCCAUGAGCAUGGGUGUAUGAACAUCUGUUCAAGUCCCUGCUUUUGAUUCUUUUGAAUGUGUACCCACAAGCAGCAUUGCUGGAUCAUACGGUAAUUCUAUUUUUAAUUUUUUGAGUCAUGAUCAUAUUGUUUUUCACAGCGGAUGCACCAUUUUAUAUUCCCACCAACGGUGCCCAAGGGUUCCAAUUUCCCCAUAUCCUCUCCAACACUUAUUUUGUUUUAUUGUUUUGCUUUUCACAGUUACCAUCCUGAUGGGCACAGGGAUGCUUGCAAAGUGACAAACUUUACAUCUUCCCAGAGGCAUCCCAGGUCACCCCACCUGGCACUGCGGACGCCCACGUGGCCCCACCCCUCACUUGGCAAUAUUCUCAUCAAGUGUCAGCACUAGCUAAUUGUAUUGACUGCCUCCUGGCUGGACUCUAAGAGACAGUGUCUUUUAUUGCAUGCUACAUCCCCAACAUCCAGAACAGUGUCAGGCAAACAGUUGUUUAAUAAACGGUGGAAGGAAGGAAGGGAGGGAGGGAGGGAAGGAGGGAAGGAAGGUGGGUAGGUUGGUUUCUAUUUUCCACCAAAAUAUUGAGGCCCUCUCCUGCCUGUCCACUUGCUCUGGUGCGCCUCUCAACCCUCGCGCCCCACCUGGACUCAAUCCCGCAGUCCUGCCUCUCCUUCCUGGGGCCCCCGGGGAAGAACCCCGACAGCGGCCGGCACAUUUGAGUGGGGCCCUGGACGUUUGGGGAGGUUUGGACACAUUCCCGAAUGCCUCCCUGCUGUGGGUUAGGUGGGCCUGUCUCGGGCUGGCAGCGAGGACAACGUUGUGGCUAGGUCGUCAGUUAGUGAGCCAGCACGGUCUGAGCCGCCACACUCCGCGCCCCGCCCACGCGCCCCGCCCUUUCCAGUUUUGCCUCGCCUGCUCGGGUCUUCGCUCCUGUAACCCCUACGAUCUUAGCCCCGCCCCCGUGGUGUCGUGGGUCCACGCUACUGGUCCUCUCCUAGAAAGCCGCGAAAUGACCAGUUCCUCAUUGGCCACACGUUCUCCCGCGCCACCACCGCAGCCACAACAACCGCCACGUGCUCAACCUUGGCGCCUGCCCAUUGGCCACCAGCCUCUACCCGCCCACUCUCCCUUUCCGCCCCUAAUUUCCCUCUUCUUCCUUCCAUUGGCUGUCGGGCUCAGGGGCUCUCUUUUCAGCCUGGGGCGCGCAGCGCCUCGGAUGCGGAUUGGCCGAAGGCGGCGCUGGGAGGCGGGUUAAAGAGCGCGUUGCUGGCUGGGCCACGCGUGCUUGAGAAGGUUCAAUGGCGUGGCAGGGACUAGCGGCCGAGUUCCUGCAGGUGCCGGCGGUGACGCGGGCUUACACCGCAGCCUGUGUCCUCACCACCGCCGCGGUGCAGCUGGAGCUCCUCAGCCCCUUUCAGCUCUACUUCAACCCGUACCUUGUGUUCCGGAAGUUCCAGGUCUGGAGGCUCGUCACCAACUUCCUCUUCUUCGGGCCCCUGGGAUUCAGCUUCUUCUUCAACAUGCUCUUCGUGUUCCGCUACUGCCGCAUGCUGGAAGAGGGCUCCUUCCGCGGCCGCACGGCCGACUUCGUCUUCAUGUUUCUCUUCGGGGGCGUCCUUAUGACCCUGCUGGGACUCCUGGGCAGCCUGUUCUUCCUGGGCCGGGCCCUCAUGGCCAUGCUGGUGUACGUGUGGAGCCGCCGCAGCCCUCGGGUGAGGGUCAACUUCUUCGGCCUGCUCACUUUCCAGGCACCGUUCCUGCCUUGGGCGCUCAUGGGCUUCUCGCUGCUGCUGGGCAACUCCAUCCUCGUGGACCUGCUGGGGAUUGCGGUGGGCCACAUCUACUACUUCCUGCAGGACGUCUUCCCCAACCAGCCCGGAGGCAAGAGGCUCCUGCAGACCCCUGGCUUCCUAAAGCUGCUCCUGGAUGCCCCUGCAGAAGACCCCAAUUACCUGCCCCUCCCUGAGGAACAGCCAGGACCCCAUCUGCCACCCCCGCAGCAGUGACCCCACCCAGGGCCAGGCCUAAGAGGCUUCUGGCAGCUUCCAUCCUACCCAUGACCCCUACUUGGGGCAGAAAAAACCCAUCCUAAAGGCUGGGCCCAUGCAAGGGCCCACCCGAAUAAACAGAAUGAGCUGCAGUCUCUUGGCCCACAGCACUGGCUUCCCCAUCUCACCCGGCCACAUCCUUCUAUGCCUGCCCCGUCCUCACUCAGUGUGGCCUCUCAGCCCAACUGCAGGUGGUAGGAUAGGGGUGCCCACAGAGGGCAAAGAAACUGCCCAUGGUUGCCUGGCAGAGCUUUGAGCUCACAGGUUGCCAGGCAGAGCUUUUGAGCUCACAGGUGACAGGCUCAGGGUUCUCAUCCUGGCCCCACCAGGGCCUUGGGCAAGUCCUGCCCACCAUAGGCCUCUGCUACCUGCCAGUCAGCGGGGAAGUUCACCAGAUUUCGGCUGCUGGGGCCAGGACAGGCCUCUCCUAGGUUGUGCCAAACCAGCCUACAGAUGUUCCUGCCAGUGGUGCCUUCAGGCUGAUGCCAAUCUAGCCUCUCCUGUCUCUCAUCAGCCACCCUGACAGGUGGGCGUAUGCCUCAUUUUUCAUCUGGUGAUGCCAAAGCCCCAUGGAUUCAGGUGCAGAAGAGGACCAGGACUGGGUCUUCUGCCCUUUCUAUGACCUCAGAGCCUAAGUUUUCACCUUAGCAGAGUCCUGAGACUGGGUGAGGCAGGGACUUCUGGAAGGUUCUGUUCCUGCCCUUUUUAGCUGAGGACCUGUGUGAGCCUUAUCCGACCCCUGUGGCUCAUUUUUCUCUUCUGACCUGGCAGCUUUCCUUGUUGUUCUAAGCCUGUCCAUGUUGUGCUUUAUUUCUGGAUGCUCAGUGGCACGGGGCCUCCUCCAAAGACAGGUUGUCAUUUUCAUGGUAACAACACUGUUCUCUGUUGAGUCUGCCCUCCGUGUUGUAGCCAGACCUUGUGGAGAUGGCUUUGCGGCGGUGUGAGCUGGCGGUCAGGAGUGAGGGCCCAGCCUUCCCGGCACCUCCCAGCCAGGUGGCCCUGCCCGACCUGUGGGGUGAGGCAGCCAAGGUUCCUUCCAUCCCCCCAGUUGUGGAGACACAGGGCUGCCUCACCCUUUCAUUGCCGAGGUUCCUACCUCAUGGACAGAACAAACACCUCAGCAAUGAAACCUGUUCAUGUCUAAGAGCAGCUGGGCUGGGAAUCUUCCCCUUUGUUCAAGGCCUUCCAGUAAGGCCCAGCUGUCCCCUUGCUGUGCAUGGGGCUCUGGGGAGUUCCACUCUUUGAUGGAGGGCACAGGCCCUGCGUGCAAACUCCCUGGGAAGAGUCUCUUGCUAACAUGUGCUCAAAGGAGCCCCCCUCUCACAUCUCAGCGACUAAGAACCCCAAUCCCUAAUCAGAGCUCUGCCUCUGCCCCACAUGGGGCCCUACCCCACUUCCAGGGAGCACAGCAGCCUCUGACCCUAGCCCUGCCCUGGCAGCAUGGGACCUGCCAACAGCUGAGGGUGGCAGCAGUCUGUGCUGGGAUCUGUGCCCGGAUCUGUGCCCAUUCUCUUCAGUAAGGCUGGAGCUGCGAGCCAGUUUGCUGCCCUCCCAGAUCCUGUGUCCAUUCUGAAGAAUGGGGACACCUCCCUAUUACAGAUGAGAACAGAGGGGACAUAAACUCCUUGGAGGCAGGGCUGGGAAGGGACCCUGGGCUGUGUCUCCUCCCUGUACCUUGUCAACUCCAAGAGCUGGCACCAGGCCGGGAGGGCUAUUCCCAUAUUCCUCACAGCUGGCUUGUGAGGCAGGAGCUGGCCCAGGCCACAGCACCUGCUGGGGUGGGAAAGGGCCCCAGCUGACCUGGCUAUGGGUGCCACUGGAGCUAGAACAGCCCUCCUGCACCCAGGCUGGCGACAGCCCAGCAGUGCCCACACAGGACUGGGCCCUCCGCAGGGGACUUCAGAGCAGCAAGGCCCCAGCUGGCAGUAGCCUGACCAUCUGGACACAGCAGAGCCAGGGCGGCCCAGGGACAGCAGGAGAGCUCGCGGCACCUUCCUGAGGCCAAGCAAGGGGAGCAGGGUUAGGGCUGUUCCUGAAAGGCAGAGAGCCUCUGCCCUGAGCCUCACAGCUACUCUUCUCAGCUCUCUGGGUCUGGAAGGAGAACAGGCUGAGGAGCUGAGAGGAGCUGAGGUGCUACGGUGCUACCCGGAGCCCCAUUCACCCCCACCUGCCCACCUGGGAACCUGAGGCAGAGGAGGGUGAGGCCUGUGUGCCAACCUUGUUCACAUACCACCUUCGUCCCCCCAGGCCCCGGCCCCACUCCUGGCUCUCAUUAUUUUUAUGUUAAAACUUUGAAGAAAUUGAACAUGACCUGUUGAAGAAAUUGAA
Pan troglodytes (chimpanzee) is the source of this 5040-nucleotide messenger RNA. RefSeq names its product derlin 3 (gene DERL3). The transcript is spliced from 7 exons. NCBI's taxonomy places the organism in Eukaryota, Metazoa, Chordata, Mammalia, Primates, Hominidae. The coding region runs from base 1963 to 2670 and encodes 235 amino acids. The record is from RefSeq and is a predicted model, not a curated record.